This is a messenger RNA of Rhineura floridana, 3980 nucleotides long. RefSeq names its product N-myristoyltransferase 2 (gene NMT2). Gene Ontology annotation, biological process: N-terminal peptidyl-glycine N-myristoylation. The coding region runs from base 159 to 1655 and encodes 498 amino acids. Lineage: Eukaryota; Metazoa; Chordata; Lepidosauria; Squamata; Rhineuridae. Gene Ontology annotation, molecular function: glycylpeptide N-tetradecanoyltransferase activity. The record is from RefSeq and is a predicted model, not a curated record. The transcript has 12 exons. Gene Ontology annotation, cellular component: cytoplasm.
GGCUGCGCCUGGCAAAAAGAAAAGACGAAAGUGAGGGGAGGCCAGCAGCUAGGGGGAGCUCCUCCGGGUUGCUGCCUGCAUGCCCGAGCCGGUCGCCUUUCAUAGGCUUCAGCCAGAGAGUCCCUCCUCCCCUCCCACCCACCUACCUUCCCCCCGUGAUGGCGGAGGACAGCGAGUCUGCUGCCAGCCAGCAGAGCCUCGAGCUGGACGACCAGGACACCUGCGGCAUCGACGGCGACAAUGAGGAGGAGACGGAGCACUCCAAAGGAAGUCCAGGAGGAGACUUGGGAGCAAAAAAGAAGAAAAAGAAACAGAAGCGAAAAAAGGAAAAGCCAAACUCCGGAGGUACCAAAUCAGACUCUGCAUCUGACUCCCAGGAGAUUAAAAUUCAGCAACCUUCAAAAAAUCCAGCCAUUCCAAUGCAGAAACUGCAAGAUAUUCAGAGAGCCAUGGAGCUCCUCUCGGCAUGCCAGGGCCCAGCAAAGAACAUUGAUGAGGCAACCAAACGAAAAUACCAGUUUUGGGAUACGCAGCCUGUCCCCAAGCUUAGUGAAGUUAUAACAUCUCAUGGUGCAAUCGAGCCUGAUAAAGACAACAUCCGCCUAGAGCCAUAUUCUUUACCGCAGGGUUUUACGUGGGACACUUUGGAUUUGAGCAACGCCGAAGUUCUGAAGGAGUUAUACAUGCUGCUAAAUGAAAACUAUGUAGAAGAUGAUGACAAUAUGUUCAGAUUUGACUAUUCACCAGAGUUUCUCUUGUGGGCCCUGCGGCCUCCAGGCUGGCUUCCACAAUGGCACUGUGGAGUCAGAGUAUCAUCGAAUAGAAAAUUGGUAGGGUUCAUAAGUGCCAUUCCUGCACACAUACGGAUUUAUGAGAGUGAGAAGAAAAUGGUAGAAAUUAAUUUUCUCUGUGUCCAUAAAAAACUGAGAUCUAAGCGAGUAGCACCAGUCUUGAUUCGUGAGAUAACCAGGAGAGUAAACUUGGAAGGGAUUUUUCAGGCAGUUUACACUGCAGGAGUGGUACUUCCCAAACCUGUAGCAACUUGCAGGUAUUGGCAUCGAUCAUUGAAUCCCAGAAAAUUGGUAGAGGUGAAAUUUUCUCAUUUGAGUAGAAAUAUGACUCUACAGAGAACGAUGAAACUCUACAGACUUCCUGAUGCCACAAAAACUUCAGGAUUGAGACCAAUGGAACGAAAAGACAUUAAAGCAGUGCAAGAAUUAAUUAACAAUUACUUGAAGCAGUUUCAUCUUGCUCCUGUUAUGGAUGAAGAAGAAGUGGCCCACUGGUUCCUGCCUCAGGAUCAUAUUAUUGACACCUUUGUUGUAGAGAGUUCAAAUGGUAUUUUAACGGACUUUCUGAGCUUCUACACAUUACCUUCAACGGUCAUGCACCAUCCUGUUCAUAAAAGCCUCAAAGCGGCCUACUCCUUCUACAAUGUUCAUACAGAAACUCCUCUUUUGGAUCUAAUGAAUGAUGCACUCAUUAUAGCAAAGCUGAAAGGAUUUGACGUAUUCAAUGCACUAGACUUGAUGGAAAACAAAACAUUCCUGGAAAAACUGAAGUUUGGUAUUGGUGAUGGCAACUUGCAGUAUUACUUAUAUAACUGGAGGUGUCCUGGCAUGGAUUCCGAAAAGGUUGGUCUUGUAUUACAAUAAGGAGAAAGGACACUUGUAUUUAUAGUUCUCAGAAGUAAUCAUCUGGGCUGAUGGAAGCUCUUGGAUCAGUACAAUUCAAGAGGAGAAAAGCACAAUGCCUGAUGAACUUAAAAUAAUCCUUUGAACCUUGGGGCCAUGCAGGGGGGAAGUGAGGAAAUCCACGCGUGACCAAUCCUUCACACUUUCAGCUCAGCUCUGAACAGAAAAAACUCACGAACCUUUUACUGUUUGUUGAUGAAAAGAAAUAAAAGCACAUUUGUUUAAUUUUCAAUGCUUAGCUUGCAUCUUGAUGCAAAGGAUUCUUUUGUCCCUCCCCUCCCUUCCCCUGCAUAAGACUGUUUUUGUACAACUCAACUGCAGUGGUGGAAUAGAGUACAAAUUAUUUACUGUUAUGUGACUGAACUGCUGCAUUUCUAUUUAUUAAACGGUAGUGUACGUUUAUCAAUGUAACAAAAUGAGGGAGCCAAUUUUGAGUAUUUCUGCUUAUUUCCAUCACAUGGAUAUCAUCGUCGGAAGGAGAAAAUUCUUGGGAUUAUGACUGUUUGUUAGGAAACAUGGAAACCUUGGAUGUCUUUUGUAACUGUGGAGUGGUACAGAAAUGUGCUGGUCUGACUAGUGCAUUUGUUUCUCCAUAAGCAAUGCUGCCAAAUCAAUUAAAAAUAUAUACAGAUUUGUACUUUGAUCUUCAAUAGAUCACUGACUUGACUCAAUAGUAUUGCACUGUUUAGUGCGGGUGUUUAUAUGUUGCCUGAAUUAUAUUAUUCUAUUAAUCUUACAACUAUGAAGAAGGAAAACCUUUCAGGGUUUUUUGGUGGCAAAGUUAUGAGCAGCCUGUACAUAAAAAUGUAAGAAUUUUAGUACUGUUAUCAAGAUGUUAAGACUGAAUGUGUUCAAGGCUUUUGCAAAAUUGCACAUAUUCCUUUUGUCUACUUGCUUUUUUAAAAAAAAUGUCCAUCAUUUUAAACAAAGUAUGUUUUUGUAAAUAAGUAAAAUUGUUGCUAGUAUGACCCAGGAUUUUGGAGCAAAGGGUUUCACUGUCCCUUGAGUUUAUAAGCAAAUGUUCACAGCCCUGCAAGUAUCUUUUUGGUUGUUACCAGCCUUAGCCAAUAUGCCAUAAUGUGUCUCUUUCGUUCCCCCAAAGAGCAAAGGCCAAUUGUAGUUUAUGCUUUCUUGAAACAAGGUGGUUUCAUACAAGUAUUUUCUAAACUUAGAGCCCAAGCAAAAUGAUUUUUCAAUGGGUUGGUUUAAGUUGAAUGGUUCUUAUGAAUGAGUCCACCCUUUUCCAGCUUUCAACACUCUGAUUCAGUCAAAGAUUAAAGAUGUUUAGUAGUGAUCUAGACAAGUUCACAUGUGCAAGAGAGAAAAAAAUAUUAUAAUGCAUUGAACAUGCAUUUGUGUGGAAAAGGAGCAAGGAAGGCUUCAAAACUACACAAAAGACUUCAUUCAGAUUAAUUUAUAACCUUUCCUCUUCCUCUCUCACUAGAUAACUGAGAACAAUCUGGCUCUUAGAGAAUUUGCCAGAUUAUCCCAAUACCUUGCUGAAGCUAAGCAGAUCUAGGUCUGGUCAGUGCCUGGAUGGAUGUCCAUCUGGGAGCCACACACAUGCCACCUUGUCUUCCAUGGCAGAAGAGAGGCAGGUUGUAAAUGUAAGAAAAUUAAAAUAAAUAUUUGUCUGUGCCAGAAAGGUCAGAAAGCACAAGAACAGCCGAUGUAGACAUUUGAUGAUUUGGCCUUUCUGUAACCCUUUGAGCACAAAUUACUGUAAGCACAAAGCUCAGGUAGUAUAGAUCAUUUUUCACCUGACUUAAGUAGGUAACAUUUAACUAGAUAUCCUGUAUUCUGUUCUUGUUACUUCCUAUGUCUCCCAACAAUUUGCCUGUUUUCAGCAGUUAUACUAAUAGCGUCUUAUUGAAACAAGUUUCCUCAGAGCAGCCCUUUUAAGUUGCACACCAUUUUAGCCAUUUAGUUUUUUUAAAAUUCAAUAGCAUGUUGUUAAUCUGAACAUGGUAGAGCUGUAACCUGUUUAGGAAAUUUGCAUUGUGGGAUCUGCAAAAACAUUGUGAUCUACAUUCCAAAAUCCAAAUCUGAAAUGCUUUUCUUCCUGCAGGUAUUUGGGCUGACUGACAUGCGAACAAUAUUUCUAUAUUAAAGGCCAAAUGCACCUAGGCUUAAUUCUGCAUGCAUUAUUUGACCAAACGCAAGUGUCCAAAGGGUACCAUUGUGCUAUCCAAUUUGCAGAUGUUUUGUGAUUACAGCAUCUAAGAGAUGACUAGCUAUUGAGUCUGUCAGCACUGACGGGAUGUUUGAAUAAAUGUAUCACUUUCA